AAUGAAUAAACAAAAAAUAGUGGUGUUUUUCAACAGGAAAUGGUAGAAAAUAGGAAGUAAUGUUUAAAUGGCUGCUGCUUGUAAAAUACUGAAAUUUGCUAUUCCCCUUUCUCCAGGUUGAGGAUGCUCAAGUCUAUGAAGCACCGAUCCGGAUUGCAGAUUCAAUUGCCAGACCAUUUGUGUAUAGUUUAAUGACUUCAUCAGCUACAACAUUUGCUUUUUAGGUCCAUGUGCACAGAGACUUUAUGUGCACAGAGACUUUAGUAAUCGUAGCUGUAUCAUCGCCGCAGCGGCGAACGAGGGAGAUGAUCGCAGUGCUCGUUCAUCCUUCAUCCAUCGCCAUUCCUGGAGCAGAUCCAAUGGUGUGGAAGCUUCCUCUGCCACCGUGGCAGAGGAUCAAUCUCAGCCACCUCUGGAUUGGGGUGAAGCUUUGAGGAUAUAUGAUGAUGCUUAUCAUGUUCUAAGGACAUAGUUUGUACUUCAACAAGAUUGCCUCCAAUUCAAUGUGUAGUUGAGAUCAAGAUCAUUGAUAAGCAACUAAACUUUAAUUGGCAAGCAAUGGCAAUGGCUGCUGCCUCACUGGCUUAUGGUUCUGAAAAGAAAAACAAUGAAACUACCCUGGUGUUUGACAUUGGAGGUGGAACUUUUGAUGUAUCUGUUAUUGAGGUGGGUGAUGGCGUGUUUGAGAUGUUGUCUACUUCUGGAGAUACUCAUCUUGGUGGUGAUGAUUUUGAUAAGAGAAUUGGUGAUUGGCUAGCAUCAAAUUUCAAGAAGGAUGAAGGUAUAGACCUUCUAAAGCUUUUGCUGAAGCUAAAUGCCCAACAAGAGUUAUUGGAGUUCCGGUCACAUUAAAUGAAGAUCUAAAGAAUCAGUUUGUCUCUCUCACUCCCAUUCUAAGCUGACAUACAAACUUGCAUGCUCCAGCUUACCGGGGUGUUGGAGGAUAUACGUACAUAAUAAUAUUGAGGGUAUUAAUGACUUUGCAUAUAGUAUAGAUCCCUGUGUAUAAAAGGCCAUAUGCCUUCACUGUAAUGAUCAGAGUUCUUCAUUCAUUCUCUAAACCUU
Molecule: messenger RNA, 1065 nt
Organism: Ipomoea triloba (trilobed morning glory)
Lineage: Eukaryota; Viridiplantae; Streptophyta; Magnoliopsida; Solanales; Convolvulaceae
Product: stromal 70 kDa heat shock-related protein, chloroplastic-like
Exons: 2
Coding region: 559-852 (97 amino acids)
Biological process (GO): protein refolding; cellular response to unfolded protein
Cellular component (GO): cytoplasm; chloroplast
Molecular function (GO): heat shock protein binding; ATP hydrolysis activity; ATP binding
Source: RefSeq, a predicted model, not a curated record